This is a messenger RNA of Amoebophrya sp. A25, 260 nucleotides long. The record is from the annotation of a GenBank genome assembly. NCBI's taxonomy places the organism in Eukaryota, Dinophyceae, Syndiniales, Amoebophryaceae.
AGAGGGAACUCAGGGGCAUGGAAGUGUAGGAAGUUUUCUUCCACAACAGGUGGGUCAGGAUGAAAGUGACGAACCUCCUCAGGGACAACAGGUUCAGGAACCGGAACCCGCUCUCGAUGACUUGACCAGAAGAAUGCGUCGACUUGGACUGGACGAUGCUGCUCCUGAGCGUGGUGCUUUGUCUCCUGAAGGGUUUGGAUUACUACCCGCGCUCAUGUUCUUGGAUCAGAAUCAGGCUCCUCCUCAUGAUCCUGUUUUCC